CCACGUCAGUGAAUUUAAACUAAUGUUUGCAUUCAGUGUAUAAGGUGUGUGUUUAGGAGUGCACCUUAGCACCUGUAGACUCCACUGUUUUAGUCAUUGUCAGACAGUGUUUGAUAACUAAAAUCUCUCUCUCUCUCUCUCUCUCUAGUAUCAGCCAGAGGAGGAUGUCCACCAGGAGAGUCAGGAGCAAAGUCAGCAAACAUCAACACAGCCAACCUUAAGAGAAGCUCUUCAAAGGCACAGAAAAUAUGACAAAAACUCAAACAAAGCAAGGAAACUGGAUAGGGCAGUUGCUGAAUGCAUAUGCAUGGAUCAAGUUAGAAAAAGCAUGGAUUCCAGCAAAUGCUUCAGCAGUUCAACCCCAUAUACCAGCUACCAAGCAGAAAUUACUUCAUGUAUACAGAGAUCCCCAAACUACUCACUGAAACAAGAGACCACAUUUCAGAACAUCUCAAAGAAAAACCAUUUUAUGCCUACAUAGUUAUUAUAUAUCUAUUUUGUAAUUGCUUUUUUUAUUAUGUGACUGUUGCCACUAUUGUUUUUAAUAAUGUUCAAAUGUUUAAAUAAAGGAAUUAAUGUUUAAGUAUUAUUUAUUUAUUUAUUUUUACACACCAUGGUAUCGACUUUGGUAUUGAGUAUCGUGUACUUUAGCUGGUAUCGGUACCGACUACUAGAUUUUUGGUAUCGUGACAUCCCUAGUACUAAACAUAUGUCAGGUUAAAUAAUUAUAAAAUAUUAUAAAUAAUAAUGCUAUAAAAUCGAUUAUUGUUAUUUCAGUGUUGACACACAUCAACACAGAGAGAGCGCGCGAGUGUGUCUCACACGCACACACGGUCUUUUUCCGUACAACACAAACAGUGGCAAAGACACCAGAGAGCCAGCAGUUUUUUGUUUAAAUGUCAUGUGUCGCGACGGGCAGAGAGCCGGCGCACACAAGAAGGAAAUCGCUCCUUCUCCAACUGCCGCACCGGCACGACGUGGGCAGCUUUGUGCCGAACAUUCCGCCAGCCGGAAGGACGGGGCCAGCGGGGCGGGACUGACGCGACACCGGCCAGCGAUUGGCGGACCCAACGGAGAAAUUCCACCACUCAGGCGACGGCGGAGGAGGAUAAAAGGGCGCGCUUCCGGCCGUACGAGAGAAGAGAAUACCGUAGCGACAAGACGGACUCCGUGCAAGCGCGGAUGAGAUCGCCGGGUGGUGAGAGUCCCACCUACGGAGGACGCCGGCCCGGGAAAACCCUCGCCCCCGUCUCGGGAAUCCCGCCUCCGCCACGAGUAGGCUACACCGGCAGUCACGCCUCCACAAGCCCCGCACUCAUCCCCUCACAACCCACUCACUUCACCCUUGCACCAAUAAACCACCGUUCGUGAACGUUCUUCUGCCUCCUGUGGGUCUGUACGCCGCCCUUCCCCGGGCUAAUUCCUCACACUGGUGGAGGAUGCGGGCAUAGUACAGACUCGCCUACCACAAAAAAAAAAAAAAAAAAAAAAAAAAAAAAAAAAAACGAGAGAGAGGGAACCCCCCCCCACAAAAUGGACCACACCCUGCGACACCUCCUGGAGACAAGCCUCCAGCAGCACGCUGUGACGCAGCAGCUCGCCGAGAGCCUUCAGGUCGCCACACAGACACUGAUCGCCAUGAGGACUGAGACCCCCGCCGCCUCCGUGCCUCUCCCCGACGCAAGCAGCGAGACCCGCCGCCUACUACCCCCCCUCGGCCCCGAAGAGGACCUCGAGGCGUACUUCGAAGCCUUCGAGAGUAUCGCCCGCCGGGAGGGGUGGGACCGUGACGACUGGCCACGCGCCCUUGGUCCACUGCUCACGGGAGAGGCCCGAACAACCUACUAUGUCCUCGAGCCGGAGGAGGCCGCGGACUACCUGGCGAUGAAGGAGGGAGUCCUGGCAUGGUGUGGCCGAACCCCUGGCAAGGCUGCUACUGAAUUCCAUCGCUGCGUUUAUCGACCAGGGGCCCGACCACGUUGCCAGAUGAACGCCCUCAUCCGGACCACCAAACGAUGGCUCCGGCUGGAUCGGCAUACCGCCUCGGAGGUGGCGGAGAAAGUGGCGGUCGACCGUUUCCUGAGGGCGUUGCCCCGGGCAGAGAGACAGGCCGUGGGGGCACACGCCCCAGGAACUCCUAACUGUCCUGGAGCGAACCUUGGCCACCCUGGAGCUCGACCCCGGGGAGCAGCAGCACCUCGAUCGGCCCCUCGGUGCCCCGGGUCCCCGGUCCGACCGCUAGACCCGGCCCCGCACCUGGAGGAACCCCCAGAGGGCGCCCACUUGUGAACACCCCCGAGACGAGCCCAUGCCUACAGAGCCGGAGAGGGAAGCCGCCCGGCUGCUUACAAAACCAUGGCUGGCAGGCUGCGCCCUCCAUCAGCAGC
This is a messenger RNA of Ictalurus furcatus (blue catfish), 2387 nucleotides long. RefSeq lists its product as uncharacterized. The transcript is spliced from 2 exons. Bases 1534 to 2289 code for a protein of 251 amino acids. The record is from RefSeq and is a predicted model, not a curated record. NCBI's taxonomy places the organism in Eukaryota, Metazoa, Chordata, Actinopteri, Siluriformes, Ictaluridae.